Messenger RNA from Labrus mixtus (cuckoo wrasse), 3405 nucleotides. Its product is annotated as ephrin-A2-like. The transcript has 4 exons. The record is from RefSeq and is a predicted model, not a curated record. NCBI's taxonomy places the organism in Eukaryota, Metazoa, Chordata, Actinopteri, Labriformes, Labridae. Gene Ontology annotation, cellular component: plasma membrane. Gene Ontology annotation, biological process: ephrin receptor signaling pathway; axon guidance; osteoclast differentiation. Gene Ontology annotation, molecular function: ephrin receptor binding. The coding region runs from base 1016 to 1645 and encodes 209 amino acids.
UGUUGUGGUGGGGGGGUUUUCCUUAGACCGAAUCAGGGUGCCGGUGAGUGUCGUUGCAGCCAAAGGUAGAGAUUGCGCCGGAGCUUGUUCGGGUUGAAAGCUGUGCUGAUCAGCAGCUCCCCGGCUGCGCUGACACCAGCGUGACGCACAGAGAGCGAGGGCGCACCGCGGCUGGAGUCACAUUGGAUUAAAGCCAGAGACAGCGGAGGGAGCACCAAGUUGAGAUGCUGCGAGAGCUCGUGGUACAGUGUGCGUGAGGAGGAGGAUGCUCCCGUCUCGCGCUUGUUAUUGUCUGGCAACUUUGGACUAAAAUUAAAAGGAAAGGAGCGCGCCUAUCUACCUGGGAUGUAUUUCUGUGAACUGUAAAAAAAAUAGGAAAUAGGUCAUAUAGGGCAGUUUUGAGGCUGGGGAGAGAUUUUGAGGUGCGAGAGGAGCGGAACAAAGCGCGCGCCAGGCUGAACACAAAAUCUGGGUAAAACAAAUAUGACGGCCGAUUUUCACGUUUUCUCGCGACUGCUGAUGUGCAACGAAGUAAAGGACACUUCUCCAAGCCUCGGGUGAUUCUGGAUUGCAAUUUACAUUUGUCAUCUUUUUUUUUUUUGGAGACAGAAGGGGACAUUAUCACGGCGGCGCAUCGAUAUCCCUGCGCGUAAUGGGAGAAAAGUUUCGGACCUUGCAGAGGAGUCGCACUCGCAGCAUCCCGCCGACGACUCGUUUUUAAAUAACAUGUGAAAGCCCCCCUCCCCCCUUCUGAUCCGGCCGCGGCUGACGGGAGUUUGUAAGUAAAAAAAAAUUGAGUUAUCCAUUAUGACUUGAAACAGCCUCGGGGGUUAUCCGAACGCGCAUUAAGCCAGUUAACGAUCCAUGAACCGCCCGACCCGAUUUGUCCAAAAGACGCGCAGACGGACAUUAAUGAUCUAGAGAGGAUUUCUGCAGCAGCAGCAGCAGCAGCAGAAGAAGAAGCAGCGAAAGUGAGAAACUGAACACAGCGAGAGAAGGAGAGGUUCCCUCCUGGAUGUCUAUGAUGUUGUGCCAGCUCGGGCAGAGGUGUGCGAUGGAGGUGGUGCUGCUGACCAUCCUGUCCUGGGUGUCCGUGUGGGCAGAGGAGAAGAUCAUCUUUGACAGACACGCUGUCUACUGGAACAGCUCCAACCCCAAGUUCUGGCACGGAGAGUACAGGGUGGCAGUGAACAUUAAUGACUAUCUGGACAUCUACUGUCCUUACUACGAGGGUCCUCCGUCCCACGGGCGCAUGGAGCGCUACAUCCUGUUCAUGGUCAACCAUGAGGGUUACACCUCCUGCCAGCACAGGAUGCGUGGCUUCAAGCGCUGGGAGUGCAACCGUCCCAGCGGUCCUGACGGGCCCCUGCGCUUCUCAGAGAAGUUCCAGCUCUUCACCCCCUUCUCCCUGGGCUUCGAGUUUAGGCCUGGACACGAGUACUAUUACAUCUCGUCUCCUCACCCAAACCAUGUGGGGCGAGCAUGUCUAAAGCUGAAGGUGUAUGUCAGACCUCCAGAUGGGUCGGGAUAUGAUUCUCCUGAGCCCUUCCUGACUGACGGAGGUCCCAGCUGGAGGCCAGGAGGGUCCGUGGCCCUGUUAGCAGCCCUGGUCUCACUGCUCCUGGGCCUCUUCUCCUGGGUGUGACCCCCUCCAACCCCUCCUCUCCUCUUCUUCUUGGAGCUCCCACCCUGAGGUCGCUGGGCUGGGCUGGCUGUCCCUCUUUUAAUCCACCACCCCUCAGGGAAGCCCUCUGUCUCUGUCCUCCCACCUUCCACCUCCUUAUGCGACCACCAACCACCCCCACUGCCAGCCCCUCCCAUGCCCAGCCACGGACACACUUUCCAGGCCUGGCUGAGAGGAUUUUGGUUUUUGGAAGCUUCCCUCCAUCUCUGAUCCCAGAUUUCUUGGGAUGAACAGCACCUCUCAGCUGAGAAACACAAGGGAAAUGUCUCUGCACUCAUAUCAGGGGGUCCUUUUUUUGAUUUGACUAUUGACUCCUGGCGGCUGAUGGGGUAGAUUUAGCCACAGCUAUGAUUAAACUUGUCGUUCCAGGGCAAAUUCCUAUCAUGCAAUCACGGCAGGAUGCAUUAAGCGACAGGCCUGGAUGCACAAAAAUUUGAUUUUUUCUCCUAUUGCUGUCCCAUUGUCAAACCAAGAAUUGGAGGUGGCCAAGCUUGCAUUGUAAUUGAAAUUCUAUAUUAUCUGGACCUUUUCCAAGUCUGCAAGGAGCAAAUGUACAGAGAUGAAGAGGAGAAGAGUGACCCGAGCUGUGCAGAAGAGAAAGCGAAAACCAAUGCGGGCACAGAUUUGAAUGGCCGUAUGGGAAAUGUAAUAUUAUAUGUGUUGAUAUUUUAGGAGCAGUGUAGACUCACAGAAAUGUGAUAUAAAAGAAAUCACAGUUUUAUUUUUUAUGAGAAACUCAGAUUUCACAUUAAAAUGACAAGUAUAAUCAUAGGCUGGUUCAGUGGGAGGGUGAGGGGGUGGGUGGGGGUGGGUGUUCUGGGUGGGUUUUUGAUGAGGUGUAUAUUUUCAGGUGGGUUGUGUUUUGUCUUAUUCAUGUUUCUAAACAAAGCAUUUAUCACAGCCUGGACAGCACAGGCUUAAUUCAGCACUGUCUAAUGUCUCGAUUGGGUUCGGGUGGCUUUUGGAAAAGUGACUUUCUUAUGUAUGAAUGUACCACUGGUAACCCACUUCUUUGUGUUUCUGUAUUAUUACAACUGUGGUCACUUACUUCUAUCGGAUCGGUGGGGAUUUUGAGGGGAUGGAGGGGGCGGGCAGGAGGUGGGUGACGUAAGAACGAACGAGGCACGGGCGAGAGAAAAGAAGGAGGCGACACUCAAGUUGCAUGACCACUGUGAAUCCUUCAGAUCAAUCUCGUUUGUAAUGAUGAUAUAUUUUUUCAUGGGGGAAAAAUCAACAAAACACCCUGCUACCGCUCUCUUGCUCUCCCUGAGACUUUUUUUCAGACAUCAAAAGAGAAAAAAAAAAACCCUCUCUCUCCUCGCACCGUUUCUCCCUUCGCUGGUGGAUUAGCUCGAGGGAGGCCGGGAGAUAAAUGGACCCAAAAGGUGAAACUGAGUGGAAACCAGCCCUCGGAGCCAGGGGCCGGAUCACGAUGGACGUAAACACAGACUGAAGCUGGUCCCGGGUCUGAGGGUUAAACCAAUAAGGGAAAGCACAUAGACUGUGGCAAACCAGGCGAGGGGUGUGUGUGUGUGUGUGUGUGUGUGGUAGCAUCAUAAAAAACACACAUGCACAUGCCCACACACACGGACAUAACUACCGUACACACAUGCAGUCUUUGAUAACAAGACUGUUCCUCUGAGACUGUGGGAGCAUUCAUGGACACGACUAUAAAGGGAACAGCUCAAAGAGGUGGGGGGUGGGUUGUGGGGGGGGGAGCA